GGAACUACAACUCCAACGACUCCGAUGACGUCACACGGUGAUUUCCCGCAGUAACCUUUUCCUGCCUGUUGGUGCGUCUCGAGAGAGAGGUGAAGAAGAGUUUACUUUACAGAGUUCAGGGCUGCGGCGUUCGUGUGGAGUUUAGGGUUUUGUCGAGGCAGAAAGCCCAUUUCACGGAGCCAAGAUGCUGAACAUGUGGAAGGUCAGGGAGUUGGUUGACAAAGCAACCAACGUGGUGAUGAACUACUCCGAGGUGGAGUCCAAAGUCAGAGAGGCCACCAAUGAUGACCCAUGGGGACCGUCGGGACAGCUGAUGAGUGAAAUCUCCAGAGCCACCUUCAUGUAUGAGCAGUUCCCAGAGGUGAUGAAUAUGCUGUGGACCCGCAUGCUGAGGGAUAACAAGAAGAACUGGCGGAGAGUCUACAAGUCCCUGCUGCUGCUGGCUCAUCUCAUCAGGAAUGGAUCCGAGAGGGUUGUUACCAGCACCAGAGAACACCUGUAUGACCUUAGAUCGUUAGAAAGCUACCACUUUGUAGACGAGAAUGGGAAGGACCAAGGUGUGAAUGUCCGUCAGAAGGUAAAGGAGAUGGUGGAUUUUGCCCAGGAUGACGAUCGGCUAAGAGAAGAACGGAAAAAGUCAAAGAAGAACAGGGACAAAUACAUCGGGGUGUCCUCAGACAGCAUGGGAUACCGAUACUCGGGGGACAAGUACGACUCCAAUGACAGCCGGGGAAAGUGGGACGACGACUGGGAGAGGAAUAAAGGACAGUUCCCCUUCAGCGAGAAACUGGGGGAGAUCAGCGACAAAAUUGGCAGCACCAUCGACGACACCAUAAGCAGAUUUAGGAAGAAGGAAAGAGACGACUCGCCGGAUCGAAUUAGUGACAACGAGGAGGACCGGGGCCGCUCGUCUCACAAUGGCCAGUCGGGAAAAGACUUCAAAGACGAAGAGGAAACCGUUACCACCAAGAGCGUACACAUAGUCCAAGCAACAGAGACUACAGCCACGCGGAAGAGAGGGGUCCCGUCUAAGGUUGUGGACCUGGGAGCCGCAGCCCACUACGUGGGAGAUAAGAGCCCGAGUACCACCGCCAAACAGCCAGAUGCCCCCCAGCCCUCCAGCACCGCCCUCGCCGACCUAUUUAUGGUGGACUCCACCCCGAGCCAGCCGGCUCCCACAGACCUGAUCAGUGGAUUUGCUAACUUCUCCUCACCUGCUGCCGUCGGCCUCUCCUCAGUAUCGGCAGCACCUUCCUCCGGCAGCAACGGAGAGUUUGGAGACUGGAACGCCUUCCCCGGAGGUCAGAUACCCGCCUCCGCUCAGACUGUUGACACCGGUGGAAAUGACCUUUUCGGAGCUAUGGCGGCUCCGGCCGCCGCCGCCGCCGCCGCCCCCGCUUCAGGCUCUGGUCCGGCUUCAGCAGACCUGUUUGACCUGAUGGGGCCGACCCAGUCCUUCAACUCCUCCCAGAGCCUCAACUUUAGCAUGAGCAGCACACAGAGCAUGAGCGCCACAGUCCUGCCCCAGUCGAGGUCCCAGCCGCUACCAGACAUGGGGGGUCCUCUCCAACCACAGUCUCUCCUGCCUAUGCAGCAGGGAAUGGCCUCUCAGGGGGCCGGAGCCAAAGCAGCUCUCCCUGCCACCUGGUCCGACCCCUCGGUUAACAUCAACCUGGACUUUCUGGGCCCUGGCGCGCACCCACCCAAGCAAAGCCAGCCCACCCUCAACACCCUCCAACACGGAAAUCAGACACCGACCAGCAUGCUCUGCCCAGGGUUUUCCGCCAUGAGCAUUGGAACCACGACAGUCAGAGCGCCUGUAAAUCCCAUGAUGCACCCUGCUUCUGGCAUGGGGAUGGGCAUGGCCACCAACCAGGCCAUGAUGGGGAUGGGCAUGGCCACCAACCAGGCCAUGAUGGGGAUGGGCAUGAACAUGGGGAUGCCACAAGGAGGGAUGGCCAUGGGGAUGCCCAAUGCUGCGGGGAUGGGGAUGAACCCUGCAAUGGUCCAACAGCCCAGACACGACGCCUUCGCUGACUUCGGCAACUUUGGAAAGUGACAGAAUUGGAGAGAAAAGAUCCGGUGCGCGGUGUCUCCCCCCCCCCCCUUCCUCCCGUCCAAUGGUAAAGGAUUGUUAUGAGCUGAAAACAAAGAUUACUUGAAUAAUGUCAACUUUCAUAAUACCAAUACCAUGCAAUCUCCUUAUUUUUAUUUUUUUAUUUUUAGAAAUGCCGUGUUGUGAUAUGGAUCUAAAUGAAGCGUUUGUGUUGUGUUUGAACCAAUGAUCUGUCUGGUCUUGGAUGAGAGUCCCACACACACACACACACACACACUGUGUGCCUCGUUGGUUACUUAGGUCACUGAGAAGAAGGCAGAGUGCCAGAAUGUCAGGGGGAUUUGCUUUAUAACCUCAAUCAAGUAAAAUGACCAGAAUAGCAAAACAAAAUCAGUAGCUGCAUAAUUAUUUCUCUGUAACUUUGCAAAAUGUUGCGUUUUGAAUAACAUGAUCAGCCUUUUUAACUUUCUAAUGUACAUUUAAGAAUCUCGAGUUACCUCUUUUUAUGUCAUUGCUCUUCCUUUGACCUGUAUAUAGAAAUCUGGAGCCCUUUAAAAAGGAGUUAUGAAGAGAGGCAGUGGCGGUGUGAGGGGUUUGUGAUAUGAUUCCAGACCAUCACAAAGCACGUCGACACUCUUCUUUGUACAUAAGCGUCUACGGGCUCCACAUGUGGCCUGUCCGUAAUAAAGGAGCGUUUGGAGUGAAGGUUGACAAUUUAAUACGAGGAGUUUCUCCUUGAGCACGCCCUCAUUUGUGGCCUUUCUUGUUGCUCGCUCUCUCUCUCUAUAUAUAUAUAUAUCUAUACAUUUUACUUAUGAAGACUAUUAUAAUCCAAAUGAGAUAAUCAGUAGGUGGAGAAAGCCUCAUACAGGGGUUGAGGGUUCUUAAUUUGAGAUCAGAGUGCCUGAAAGACAUUGGCUGGUUUUUCUUCAGUUAACCUCCUUCCAAGUGGGACAGUGUUAAGGCUCGCAAGCAGACCGCAGCUUCUGUACCGUGUACAAAAGCCUCACGCGUCCCCGUUUGCACAAAUGCAAUCGUACCAUUAUUUUGCUCAUCGUUUCGUUUGUCCCAAGCACACUUCAGUGGUCCCGCUUCAUUCGGGUCGGCGAUAACGCCAAGGAAAGUUGGAGAUGCACGAGGCUCAACUUCAAAUCAGCGCCUUUUUAGCAGUCAGGCACACGCAGGAUGUUGAGCGAUCCUGUUCGUCCGCGCACUCACCGCGCUGCUCCUCAGCGGUUCAAGUGCCUGCCGGUGGUUUUCCUCCUGACCCUUGUAAUGAGUGAUGAAUAAAUUCUGGCUGCCUAAACCUUUUUUUAGUACGUCAACGAUUAGAUGAAUAAUUCACUGACCAGAGGAGGAGGCGGUGGAUCCUGCAGCCCCGAGAGCAUUGACACUCUUGAAGCUUUUGCCCCCCUCUCUCCCUCCCAGGGGCUCCAGAGGCUGAGCUCACUAACACAUCGUAGCCUUGCGUCGGAGUCUGAAGCAUUAAAAAUGACCAAAAUCUGUUUGCUGUUUUUUCUAAAAAAAAUAUAUAUAUAUAUCAGUAGAGGUUGUUUUAUUCUUUUUGUACUUCAAAUUGACUUGAUCUUCUCUAAAAAUGGGAUUGUUACUGAAACACUAGCGUAUGCAAAUGUUAAGAGAAUCCCUUUUGAGAAAAAUGAAAUGUUUGCAUUGUUCCCAUUUCGAUUUGAUUUACACAUUGAUUCUUUAUCUACAACAUUAAACCGUUGAUUGAGA
Molecule: messenger RNA, 3793 nt
Organism: Gasterosteus aculeatus aculeatus (three-spined stickleback)
Lineage: Eukaryota; Metazoa; Chordata; Actinopteri; Perciformes; Gasterosteidae
Gene: clint1a
Product: clathrin interactor 1a
Biological process (GO): endocytosis
Cellular component (GO): plasma membrane; clathrin vesicle coat; endosome
Molecular function (GO): phospholipid binding; clathrin binding
Source: RefSeq, a predicted model, not a curated record